AUGGAAUGCAGGUCUAAUAAUUUACAUAUUAUCGAUUUAUGACAAUCAUGCACUGUCCAUCCAGUCCAUAACAACUGUGCGGUGUCCAAGCAUGUCUUCUCUAGUCCUCAGCUUCUGUUAGGAGUAACUGAUGAUGAUGCAUGAUGAUGGCAUUUAAUUAGCCAGAGAAGCAAACACACAUCUGGUUGCACAAAACACAUUUUCUUCCGUGCAGAUGUUUAUUUAAUUUCCCUCAGCCGCGCGUCCAAGAAUAACACGCACGAAAACGCGCAUUUGUAGGAAGUAAACAAAGUAGCUGCUCAGUAAACGGUACCGCUGCGCGCGCAUUUGCACUUUUACGACGGAAGUGCAACGGCUGAAACCCGGAGGAAAGCGACAACGGGAGUGAAAACUAAGCGGAAUUGGUCAAUGAGAGGGAGGAGAGAGCGAGAGUGAAGGAGUGUGUGCGACAGGGAGGCUGAUGGACGCUGGGGCCGAGGUGGACGUGGCGGGUCCGGCAGGGGUUUGAUGUGGGUUCCGCUUACGGGGUGCUGACGGCCGAAAAAAUUAAAUAAAGCAAUGAACAGGAGCCAGGAGAAUCACCGUUGUUCCUAACCCAAGCCAGAGGUUGCAGCAGUGAUAAUUCCCUCUCAGGAACCCCGCUUUUAUUUCUGUGAACAUAAGAUAUAUUACUCAUAACAGAGGUUUCGGUCAGGUGGUGGAGUAGUUUCCACCAGGAUGGCAGAGUUGGAGACAGAAUGCAUCACUUUAGGACUAAAUAAUUUGGUGUCAGAGUGUGGCACGCCGCCACUUGACCCUCUACAAGCAGAGUGCACCACCCCAACCCUGACCAUGCUGUCGUCAGAAUGUAGCACGCCAACGCUCAGCUCACUGGCAUCUGAGAUUGUGGAGCCCAUGGCUAUGCUACCGUGCAUCAAAAGCGAGCCCGACCUCGACCUCAACCCCAUCUGCACGGUUGACCUGUCCGUGAUCCAGCCCCUGAGCACGGCCGAGCUGGCCUCCGAACAGAUCAAGAUGGAAAUCAGCGGCCUCGACUACAUAAAAUCAGAGCACCACAGCGACCUCCAUUCCUUCCACAGCACGGAGCUGGACUCCUACAAGUCACACUACGAACCCAGUCUGGUGUUCGACUACAUCACUCACGUCUCGGACAGCUUGGAGUACAUCAAGUUGGAGCAACACUCGGACCUCCACAGCUACUACGCCAGCGAGCUCGGCGCCUUCAAGACCGAGUACGAACCCAUCCUCAUGUCCAGCCACAUCAAGACCGAGAUGAACGGCUUGGAGUCCAUUCACAUGGCGGAGCUGCGCACCGAACUCAACAAGCUCCGGCCCGAUACGGUCAUCGACAGCAUGGGGAAAAUGGACUCGGACUUCCAAUCUGGAAACCUUUAUGAACUGACGUCUGUCCAGGCGAACAAAACGACUGCCACGCACAACCAAACCAGCACAAAAGGCCAAGCGCUGACUCCACGCAAACCUCGCAACCUCACAGGUGAGAAGCCGUUUUCUUGCACUCAAUGCGGGAAGAACUUCAGCACUCUGGGUAACCUGAAGACUCACCAACGCAUCCAUACCGGCGAGAGGCCUUACACCUGCUCCCAGUGCGGGAAGAGCUUCGGACAGGCUGGGAACUUGAAAAGACACCAGCUCAUCCACACGGGGCAAAAACCUUACACUUGCGCGCACUGCCCAAAGGGUUUCACCAAGGCGGACGACCUCCGCUCGCACCAGCGACUGCACACGGGCGAGAAGCCGUUCAGUUGCGCCGAGUGCGGUAAGAGCUUCGGUCAAACGAAGGAACUCAAAGCCCACCAGUUGAGCCACACGGGAGAGCGGCCCUUCUGCUGUUCGCUGUGCGGCAAGAGCUUCACUAAAGAGAUGAGUUACCGCAAUCACCAGCAAAUCCACACAGGCGAGAAGCCCUACAGCUGUUCCCAGUGUGGCAAAACUUUCAGCAAUUCAGGGGUCCUCAGAACACACGAGAAGAUUCACUCCGGGGAAAAACCGUUCGGCUGCACCCUGUGCGGCAAAAGUUUCGGUCGCUUGGGACAUCUUAAAGCACACCAGCAAACUCACACGGGCGAACGGCCGUACAUUUGCCAGCAUUGCGGGAAGAAUUUUAGCCAAUCAGGUCAUCUCAAAGCACACGAGCAGAUUCACAAAAGAGAACAGCCCGAUCUUAGCAGUGCCAGCAGUGGCAGCAAUGAUAGUAGCUGAAAGAAACCUCAUCAUGUCUCAAAACUGUGACUGAUUUUCUCUUAUGAAAGUGUCUACGUUCAGGAUCGGUGAGCUUACAGAGAGUCUUUGUAUCUUGUCUGAUCUGUGUUGUAGUGAGUGCCGCUCUAGUUUCUUUCCUCCUGGAAAAUACUUGUUUGUAUACGUUUAUUGAUAAUAUGUAAUUCUUUAACCCUGUACUGGAAUGGAUUAUUAAAGAAAAUAAUGUAAAAACAACAACAUCAAAAAUAUAUAUAAAUAUAUCUGCUGUUAUUUUUAUUUAUUUAUUUACUUUGCUCUUAUUCAAAAUACAAACAUGCAUUUGCUUCAUUUGGGAACCAUUUGUAAUCGAGUUCCUGUAUUCCUAUUGUGCAUUUGGAGAAGUUUCUCACCCAUCUCUUUAUUAACAGCAGUGUCUGAUAAAUGCUAAUGCAAAAUGGUUGGUAGCAUAACACAACAGAAGGAAUGUUUACUAUAAAGUUAAAGGUAUAGUACACCCAAAAAUGAAAAUACUUUUCAUAAUUUACUCACCUUUAAGUUCCAAACUUGAGAUGUGUGUGUGUGUAUGAGUUUUUUUUGUUGUUGUUGAUGUUUUGUUGAGCACAAAAGAAGAUAUUUAGAAAAAUGUUGGUAACCAAAUAGUUGACUGUAGCCAUUGACUUCCAUAGUAUAUUUUCCCAUCAAAUGAAAGUAAAUAGGUACCAUCAACAGUAUGGUUACCAGUAUUCUUCAAAAUAUCAAUUGUGUUCAACAACUUAAAGAAACUAAAACAGGCUUGGAACAAGUUGAGGGUGGAGUAAAUGACAGAAUUAUAUCCUUAAAGGGAUAGUUGCACCCCAAAAAAUAGAAAUUGCCACAUAAUUUAGUCCCCCCUCAAACCUUGCUGUAAAUUAUUCUUUCAGACAAAUAUAAUCUGAGUUUUAU
Messenger RNA from Carassius gibelio (silver crucian carp), 3141 nucleotides. RefSeq names its product zinc finger protein 583. The transcript has 3 exons. Gene Ontology annotation, molecular function: RNA polymerase II cis-regulatory region sequence-specific DNA binding; DNA-binding transcription factor activity, RNA polymerase II-specific. Gene Ontology annotation, biological process: regulation of transcription by RNA polymerase II. The coding region runs from base 718 to 2220 and encodes 500 amino acids. The record is from RefSeq and is a predicted model, not a curated record. Lineage: Eukaryota; Metazoa; Chordata; Actinopteri; Cypriniformes; Cyprinidae.